AUGACUUCGAGAGCAAGUGCGGCUAUCAUAUGGAAUCCUUUCCGAUUGAAAUUAGCAGCUGGUGGUUCAGGUGGUUUAGAUGAUAUUUACAUUGCUCCUGGAAGGAAAUCUCUUUAUCUUGGUGCAACAAGUGGAACGAGUGUUAGUCAUGUGGCUGAUGUAGUAGGUCCUACUGGUACAGUCUAUGCUGUCGUAAACGAACAAACCUCAUCUUGCAGGAUGCUCGGAGGAAUGGUAGAUGUCAUCUUUGCCUAUGUAGCACAAUCAAAUCAAGCAGGAAUCCUCUAUUCGAACGCUCAUCAUUUGCUCAAACAUGGUGGUAGCAUUCUAAUAUUGAUCAAAGCAAAUUGUAUCAACUCAAGUGCUCCGGCCAAAGUUUCACUCUUUCAGACUCUAUCCACAGCUCAAGAAUCAUGA
Molecule: messenger RNA, 417 nt
Organism: Melampsora larici-populina 98AG31
Lineage: Eukaryota; Fungi; Basidiomycota; Pucciniomycetes; Pucciniales; Melampsoraceae
Exons: 5
Coding region: 1-417 (138 amino acids)
Biological process (GO): box C/D sno(s)RNA 3'-end processing; rRNA methylation
Cellular component (GO): small-subunit processome; box C/D methylation guide snoRNP complex; nucleolus
Molecular function (GO): histone H2AQ104 methyltransferase activity; rRNA methyltransferase activity; RNA binding
Source: RefSeq, a predicted model, not a curated record